Messenger RNA from Pistacia vera, 1260 nucleotides. RefSeq names its product putative pre-16S rRNA nuclease. Lineage: Eukaryota; Viridiplantae; Streptophyta; Magnoliopsida; Sapindales; Anacardiaceae. Gene Ontology annotation, biological process: rRNA 5'-end processing. The transcript is spliced from 6 exons. Bases 196 to 918 code for a protein of 240 amino acids. The record is from RefSeq and is a predicted model, not a curated record.
AGAUAUACAAAAUGGGCAAAAUGAAUUAAGUGAAAAUACAAGUUCUCAAAAUUCAGAUAUUCUGACUGCUUCAAUAAAAAUUAAAAAGACAAGCUUUGCUCGAGAUCACAAAUUCUAAUUAAAUUAAGGAAGAAAAAUAGAAACUAAAAUCUAAAAAACAAAUUAUAUUCUUUCCUUCUCUCCACCUCUUACCAGAUGUGCUCAGUGAGUGUCAAUUCCUUUCUCGAUGUACCGGUUCAUCUCUCCCCGAUAACGGAUGUCCAUCCCAAGUUCCAUAGUAUCCCUACUCCUCGGCGACUAGUCUUGACUGGAACCAGGAAUUGUGAGCUAAGAAUAAGGGCUGUAUCGGCCACAGGAGAAAUUCUCCCGAAUGCCAUUCGGCGGAAGAGGGACCCACUAUGGAGAGGAGGGUUCAGUCUCGGGGUGGACUUGGGAUUGUCUCGCACCGGCCUUGCCCUUAGCAAAGGCUUCUCUGUCCGCCCUCUCACGGUUUUAAAAUUAAGAGGACAGAAGCUUGAGUUGCGGCUUCUUGAGAUUGCACAAAAGGAGGAGGUUGACGAAUUUAUUGUUGGGCUUCCUAAAUCCUUCGAUGGAAAAGAGACUCCUCAAUCCAACAAUGUUCGUAGUGUUGCUGGAAGACUUGCAGUUCGAGCUGCGGAGAGGGGCUGCAGAGUAUACCUUCAGGAUGAACAUGGGACAUCAGCAGAUGCCACAAACCUGAUGAUUGACAUGGGCCUCAGCAAGUCUGCCCGGCAAACUAAAACGGAUGCCUAUGCUGCUGUGAUAUUACUAGAGAGAUACUUUUCCAUGUCAGGCCAGGGAACUGAGAUUGUACUGCCCAAGAAUAUGGAUUUGCAAGAAAAACUUAGAAAGGGUGCAUUGAAGGACAUGGAUUUUUUCCCAGAAGAUUUUGAGUAGUGACAACAAAAUACUCGAACAAUAUUCUUUUCUUCAUUCACACAUAAGUAGGGAGGUUCCAAGAAUGUAGGAGUAGUACCAGGCUAUGGUCUUUUUCUCUUAUGCAUAAGCUCAUUGGAAUUCAUCAAUCCUGGUGAAAUGGCAGUUCAGCAAAGCAAAAGGGAGAAAAUAUGCAAAUCUGGAUGCAUUGAAGGUGUUUUGCAGGCUGCAAUGCUCGUAUGGAAGUAUUUAUGUUCUAAUAUUAUGAUGGUAAAACUUUGAUUUUUCUAUCUACAAGGCUUUCUUCUGGAGAUAUGAGAAAAAAGCUUUUAUUUAUCAUAUUGGUCCUGGCGAAAUAUAAUG